This is a messenger RNA of Notothenia coriiceps (black rockcod), 1077 nucleotides long. RefSeq names its product zinc finger protein 385A-like. Bases 1 to 1077 code for a protein of 358 amino acids. The transcript is spliced from 6 exons. The record is from RefSeq and is a predicted model, not a curated record. Lineage: Eukaryota; Metazoa; Chordata; Actinopteri; Perciformes; Nototheniidae. Gene Ontology annotation, cellular component: nucleus. Gene Ontology annotation, molecular function: nucleic acid binding; zinc ion binding.
AUGCCAAAUGAAAUCCAGGAUUUCAUUUUACCUCAGAUAUGUCUUGUUUUCCACCAGAGCCAGGCAGAGGCCCACUACAAGGGGAACCGCCAUGCUCGGAGGGUGAAGGGGAUUGAAACAUCCAAAACAUCUCGUUUCCAAGAUGGCGACAAGCAGCACCCUCCCCCUGCAUCUCCCUCCCCACCAGGCAUGUCGCCAUCUAGCCCUGAGCCUGAUCCUAAUAAGCAGGAUGACAUCCUAAACUGUCCCAACUUUAACAAUUCACCUUUGACACCUAUCUGCCUUCCAACACCCAAACUGAGCUCAGAUGCUGAGUGUCCCUUCAUGCCUUCUGUCAGCACACUUUUACCCUCCCCUCCCUCCCCCACCGCGCUCCUCAGCACCCCCCCAGUAGAACCAGCAGCGGCUGGUCUUCCCGACACCCCGUCUCCAGCACCCAGCCCUUCUUCAGGAGAAUCAGAGGAAGAGAAAGCCAAGAAGCUUCUCUACUGUUCCCUGUGCAAAGUUGCUGUGAAUUCCCUCUCACAACUGGAGGCACAUAACAAAGGUACCAAACACAAAACCAUUCUGGAGGCUCGCAGUGGACUGGGGCCCAUUAAAGCAUAUCCACGUCUGGGCCCUAAACUCAGCCCAGAGCAGGGGGGGGAGCUGUCUUCUGACCCCGACACUCAGGAACGCACCUUCCACUGUGAGAUCUGCAAUGUCAGAGUCAACUCAGAACUGCAGCUCAAACAACAUAUAUCUAGCCGAAGGCAUCGGGAUGGAAUUGCAGGGAAACCCAAUCCCCUUCUCAGUCGGCACAAGAAGCGCACUGACUUUAUGUCUCGUCGAGAAGUAGACGGUACCGCCGUGCUCUUCCCCGAGCACGAGAAGAGGUUUGUCGCCGACAGGGUGACUCAACACCUAGUUAAGUGUACUGGAUACCCCGGUCACCCGCGGGGGGCGGUAGUCCCCACUCUACAGAAAGUAUACGAGUAUAAGGUGGAGGAGCAGGAGGAGAGGCCGGAGGUGAGACUGACGCAUGGCGCAAUGUCGACUAAAUGUCAGCCCAAUUCUGAUAUGCUAGAAGGCGGGUGA